Molecule: messenger RNA, 459 nt
Organism: Parascedosporium putredinis
Lineage: Eukaryota; Fungi; Ascomycota; Sordariomycetes; Microascales; Microascaceae
Source: the annotation of a GenBank genome assembly
AUGGCCCUUCUCAACCCGACCUUUCUCCUGGCCGUUAUCGUGCUCAUAUACUUGUCUACUUUUGUUCUGUUUGCAAUCUUGCGAAUCCUUACCGGUAUCUCCAUUCAGCGUAUCGGAUACUUCUCGCUUCGUCGACUUGCCUAUACCCCUAAAGAUGGCCUCAAGAUCGAGAUCCGAGGGCUCGGCCUCAACCUCCAUCGGCCCAACUUCGCGCAGCCAACAUGGAUCAGUAUCGUAAUCAACGAACUUGUCGCCACAGUCGAUGUGAAGGAACUCGACAAUGGGCAUAAGAUUCGGGAAGAGGACUCUGAGGCCGAGGACGCGGUAACGCCUGCCGGGGACGCAUCUGACACUCAGGCCGAAGAUUCAGCCCCGCAAUCCCCCUGCCUACGAUCCGUACAAACAUCAGAGAUACAGCCUCCCCAAGCGAAGUCCUCAACCGAUUCGUCGGCAAGAUGA